Molecule: messenger RNA, 1712 nt
Organism: Lingula anatina
Lineage: Eukaryota; Metazoa; Brachiopoda; Lingulata; Lingulida; Lingulidae
Product: riboflavin kinase
Biological process (GO): FMN biosynthetic process; riboflavin biosynthetic process
Cellular component (GO): mitochondrion
Molecular function (GO): riboflavin kinase activity
Source: RefSeq, a predicted model, not a curated record
CCUUCAGAACAGUUUCGAAAUCGAGACUGUAUUUGUCUCCGAAUGGGUUCUCGCAUCAAGAUGUUCUCGUGUUUCCCUUACUUUUCAGAAGGUGUAGUUGUGAAAGGUUUUGGUCGAGGAAGCAAAGAACUGGGUAUACCUACAGCAAACUACCCGGAAAAUGUAGUGGAACAUUUACCAAAGGAGGUUGAAGGGGGAGUCUACUUUGGUUGGGCUAAUGUGGACAAUGGACCUGUGCAUAAAAUGGUGAUGAGCAUAGGGUAUAAUCCCUAUUACCACAACAAAAUGAAAACUAUGGAAACGCAUAUAAUGCAUGAUUUCAAAAAGGAUUUUUAUGGUUCUAUGCUGAAAACUGUGAUGCUAGGAUAUGUGCGGCCAAUGCUAGACUUCAAAUCAUUAGAUGAACUUAUAGAAGCGAUACAGUCAGAUAUAAAAGAAGCAGAUAAACAGCUGGAGAAGCCAGAAUUUAAACAAUACCAAAAUGACAGUUUCUUUUUUUCUAAUGAACAGCGGAGCAGAUGAUAUAUAUGUAUAAAUAGAUAAUUUUAUGACUAGUGUAACUUUUAUAUUGGUAGAAAUGGAACUUAAAGGAUUAAAUAUUGCAUUUUAAACUAAAUGAUUAUAAUUUUUGAUGACAUUUAUUGCUAUUAGUUAAAUGAUAAUGUAAUCCUAAAGUCACUUUUAUACACUUGUUUAACCACUUUGUGUGUAAUCAAUAACAAAGUUGUAGCCAUGAGGUUCAAAAAUUCGAUUUUUCCAACCUUUACAAAUGGGAUUAUUCUUCCCAACACACCAGGAGUGGAAAAAAAACCUUUUUAAUAUUCUAUUGAUAAGACCACAUUUUCUCACAUUCUCAGAGCAACAUGGCUUUAAUACAACUUUGGCCAUUUAUUAAAGUUACAUAUCCCUUUGAGCAUGGUUUAUGCCAAACAAAACAUAAGCAAGGGCCAGUCUCAUAACAUAGUUGGAAUUUAUUCCAAUUUGUCAAAAAAUGAAAGUUAAUCUGCUGUUUAAAUGAGAAGUUAAUCUGCUGUUUAAAUGAGAAGUUAAUCUGCUGUCAAACAGUAAUUUUCAAGAGUCGUGAGGACAGGCACAUGUUUAUUUAAGAUAAUCUAUUGAUUAAAAUUAAUUACCAGAAUGGCAGAUAUUUAUUAUUGCAUGCCGUAUUAAAAGGUAGUUCUGUGGCUUGAUGUUUAGUGAACUGUGUCUGAAAAUGCUGAGUAAACGUGUCUCCAGUGUCAUACUGAAAUGAAAGAUGAUGUGAGGAGAACCAUACACUAGGAUUGUUCGUUUUGAAUACUUUCAAAGAAAGAAGACUACAUGAUCCUAUUUUAGUCUUAAUUCCUUUGAAGCAUUCUGGUGCACUCAAGGACAACAUAAAUGGAUUCCAAGUUGACUAAACUGGUGUCCAUACAAAAAUUAUACAGGUGCAAAUGUAAAAUGGGUUUAUAAUAAUGUAAUUUUUGCAGACAAAAGACUCAAUCUAACUUAGCUGUUGCUUAACAUGAAACACGGGUAGAUAGUGAUUCUGAUUGGUGCCAAUUACCUUUAGUCAGCUUCACGUGUGCUGCUAAGUUGGUCAGAACUUCAAAUUGCAUAAAAGGAAAUGGUGAUGGUUUAUCUAAGAAAAGGAAGUUGAAUGCAUACAAUAAGUUGUAAUGAAUUAAUAUGUCAGUGAUCUAUUUCAGAAUAAAUUACAUCAUAAUGUAAAA